Molecule: messenger RNA, 636 nt
Organism: Hirsutella rhossiliensis
Lineage: Eukaryota; Fungi; Ascomycota; Sordariomycetes; Hypocreales; Ophiocordycipitaceae
Product: phosphotransferase enzyme family domain-containing protein
Exons: 3
Coding region: 1-636 (211 amino acids)
Source: RefSeq, a predicted model, not a curated record
AUGUCGCCUGUCACGAACCAGAUGCUCAAUGCCCGGCGCGAAAAGGAGUGCGUCGGUCUUACUACCGAGCGCAAAUACUUCCACGUCGACGGCGCGUGGAUCAAGCGCAGCCUUCGCCCAUCCGAAUGGCAAACCAACCCCUUCGCGGGCAUGCUGUUCAUACCACGUUUCGGUUGCUUCGAGGACGACGGCGCCGUCUACCUCGUCAUGGAAUACAUUGAUGGCGUGACUAUGAAUAAUCUUGCCCUUGAACAGCGCAAGGUCGUUGAGACGGAAUUGGAGCGUUAUGUGGAGACUCUGAGCGGCUUGAGGUCUGAUGCGUGGGGUGGGCCCUCUGGAAUCGUUAUACCACCUUAUCGAAUUAUGACCAACUCGGCCCGCUCGCAGUGGAAGAUGAAGUCUAGAGAGACGAAGGACCUUGUCUUUUGUCACAACGAUUUGUCCACUCACAAUGUCAUUGUCGACCCAGCGACGCUAAAGGUGAAAGCGAUCCUCGAUUGGGAAUACGCUGGUUUCUUCCCAAAGGAGUUUGAAGGCAUGUUCUUCCGCCGCCCCGGACCAUCGGCUGCGCUCGAGGGAGAGGUCAACGACGAGAGAGAGCUACUAGAAGUUAUGUACGAAAACGAAGCGAAAUAA